AUGUCCCACAGGCAUGAGCAAGGCCGUGAGGCCCAAGAAGAGAAUGAGGGUCAGGUCAGCGAGGAGGUGCCUGUAGCUAAGGAGGUGGGCACCUCAGAGGGAGAAUCUGCUGCUCAGGUUCCCUGUUCCUCCUCUGCUCCUGCCCAAGCCACUCUACCAAAUGAAGGUUCUGCUCGUCAAGCAGGGAGACGUCAGAGCGUCUCAAAGGCCUACCUCUUCUCCAGGUUCUUGCUCAACAGUCAGCUACAGUAUAAGGUGACCGAAUUGGUGAAGUUUCUGAGUUUCAAGUAUACAACAAAGCAGCCCGUCACUGAGGCAGAAAUUCUGAGUAUUGUCAAAGAGUACAAGCACUACUAUCAAGUGAUCUUCAAGCAUGCCUGUGAAUGCAUGGAAAUGGUUUUUGGCAUAGAAGUGAAGGAAGUGGAUGCUAUCAACCACUCCUAUGAGCUCCUUAAAGUUCUUGAUCUCACCUAUGAUGGGCGCUCGAGUGGUGAUGACGAGGAGGGCAUCCCCAAGUUAGGCCUCCUGGUGCUCAUCCUUGGUGCCAUCUUCAUGGAGGGCAACCGUGCUCCUGAGAAGAAGAUCUGGGACAUGCUGAAUACGGUUGGCGUAUUUCCUGACCAGCAUGAUUUCAUCUGUGGGAAUCCCAGAAAGUUCAUCACUGAAGAAUUGGUUGCUGAGAAGUACCUGGAAUACCAGCUGGUACCCGACAGUGAUCCUCCAUGCUAUGAGUUCCUGUGGGGCCCAAGGGCCCGUGCUGAAACCAGCAAGAUGAAAGUCCUGCAGUUUUUCUCCAAGGUUGUCCGGAGCAGCCCCACGGCCUUCACAGCUCUGUAUAGGGAAGCCUUGAAGGAUGAAGAGGAGAGAGCCCAGGCCGCCCUUGCCUCCGUGGCCUUUCCUGUUGCCCCGGAAGACUCAGGUUCCGCGGACAAGCCCAGCAGCUUCUCCCGCCCUGAGUAA
Messenger RNA from Microtus oregoni (creeping vole), 960 nucleotides. Its product is annotated as putative MAGE domain-containing protein MAGEA13P. Lineage: Eukaryota; Metazoa; Chordata; Mammalia; Rodentia; Cricetidae. Gene Ontology annotation, biological process: negative regulation of transcription by RNA polymerase II. The coding region runs from base 1 to 960 and encodes 319 amino acids. Gene Ontology annotation, cellular component: nucleus. The record is from RefSeq and is a predicted model, not a curated record. The transcript has a single exon.